Clarias gariepinus (North African catfish) is the source of this 2247-nucleotide messenger RNA. RefSeq names its product cytochrome P450 2B4-like. The coding region runs from base 42 to 1550 and encodes 502 amino acids. Gene Ontology annotation, molecular function: iron ion binding; oxidoreductase activity, acting on paired donors, with incorporation or reduction of molecular oxygen, reduced flavin or flavoprotein as one donor, and incorporation of one atom of oxygen; heme binding. The record is from RefSeq and is a predicted model, not a curated record. Gene Ontology annotation, cellular component: cytoplasm; intracellular membrane-bounded organelle. NCBI's taxonomy places the organism in Eukaryota, Metazoa, Chordata, Actinopteri, Siluriformes, Clariidae. Gene Ontology annotation, biological process: xenobiotic metabolic process. The transcript is spliced from 9 exons.
UAUGAACAGACGUCUGUGCGGUCACUCCACACUCUCCCAGCAUGCAGUCUGUACUGAGGUGUUUGGACCUGGGUUCUGCAGGGCUGGUCCUGUUGCUCAGCCUCGUCUCUCUGGUUCUGCUUGAGAUCUUCAGGUUAAGGUUCUCCAGGAGCCGCGGUCCCCCUGGUCCCACUCCACUGCCCUUCAUCGGGAACCUGCUCCAGAUCAUCAAGGACCCGCUGAACACUAUUAGAUCGAUGGUGCAGUACGGUGACUUGUGCACUGUGUACAUGGGCAGGAAGCCAAUGGUCGUGUUAAACAGCUACGAGCUGGUGAAGGAGGCGCUGGUUCAGAACGGUACCGUGUUCUCCGGGAGGCCAUACAUGCCUUUAAUAGAAUGGGUGACUAAAGGCUACGGUAUCACAUUUGUUACGUACAACCAUAUGUGGAAGCAGCAGCGGCGCUUUGCCCUCCACACACUACGCAACUUUGGUCUGGGGAAGAAAACGGUGGAGGAGCGAGUGGUCGAGGAAGCACACUGUCUGAUAUCAGAGAUGCUCAAACAUGAAGGGAACUUACUAAACCCCACACACCUGAUAAUGAACGCUGUCUCCAACAUCAUCUGCUCUAUUGUCUUCGGAGAUCGCUUCGACUACGACGACAAGCGUUUCACUCGGCUCCUGGAAAUCCUGAAUGAAAACAUUCGACUGUUUGCCUCAGCUGAAGGAUUGACUGUCAAUCUGCUACCUUUUAUAAAACACCUCCCUGGUCCACAACAGAAGAUCCAUCAGAAUGCCAAUGCUUUAUUAGAGUUUAUCCGUGACAUGGUGGAGGAGCACAGGACAACAGUGGACACGGAGAACCUACGUGACUUCAUCGACGCCUACCUAGUGGAGAUGAGCAAGCAAGAGUCACAUGAAGAUUCAACGUUUCAUGAGGAGAACCUGCUGAUGUGCACUGCUGAUCUUUUCCUUGCGGGAACUUUGACCACAGCUACCACUCUCAGAUGGGGUCUGAUCUUCAUGAUGAACCAUCCAGAAAUACAAGAUCGUUGUCAUGAGGAGAUUGUUCGCGUACUUGGUUACGAUCGCACUCCCAGCAUGGACGACCGAGCAAGGCUGCCGUACACACACGCCACGGUGCAUGAGAUCCUGCGCUUUGGGAACAUCGCUCCGCUUGGCGUAGUUCACGAAGCUACAGAGACAACUCAGUUACAAGGAUACACCAUCCCCAAGGGAACGCAGAUUUCACCCAACUUAAUGGCCAUAAUGCAGGAUAAGGAGCACUGGACAUACCCGGACACGUUUAACCCAGAGAACUUCCUGGACGAGAAGGGACAGUUCUGCAAAAACGAGUCCUUUCUGCCUUUUUCUCUGGGUCCGAGGGCGUGUCUCGGUGAAACACUCGCCAGGACAGAGCUCUUCAUCUUCUUCACGACUCUUCUGCAGAGGUUGCGGUUCUCCUGGCCACGUGAUGCCGCGCCCUUUGAUAUGGAUGGGAUUAUGGGCGUAGUCAGGAUGCCCCACCCCUUUCAUAUCACUUUACAUAGUAGGGAACAUGGUCGCCACUAGAACCCUUUAACCUGAGCGUGUGCUACAGGAUCGAUCUGCUGUACUUCACUGUCAUCCCACGUUUAACCCAAAAUACAACCGGAGGUGCAUUUUGCGGCUGGGAACCUAAACCAUGGUGGAUGUGUCCAGGAGAUGUCAGAAGAUUUUUUGGAUGAGACAGAGACAUGGACGCAGUACGCUGGGAGAGAUGAUAGUAACAGAAGCGACAAGAAGUUCACUUGUAUUUUCUGCAUGACAUCUCAAUAAGAUAUGAAACACUACAACAGAUUCUGUAUCUUAUCUUAUCUUUAAUUUUUACAGACGUACAUAAUGGACAAAUGUGUAAUUAAAAAAAAUUUCCCCUGGACACAGUUUUUUUGUACCCAGUCUGCUGCAGGUUUGUCUUUGCAUCCUCCAUGUUUCAAGGUUCUUCUCGAGGUUCGUGUUGUCCCAGGGAGGCUUUUCACACAUCCGUCGUCUCUGGAUUGUUCAUUAUGGAUUAAAAUCAACUUUGAAUUUCUGUGAAGCUGUUCAUGUGUUGUAGGUCACACACACAGACUGUUUUUGGAGAUUUUUUUUUUUUUUACCCUUAAGUGCAUUUCAGUACAACAUUUAAGCCGAGAGAAAAUGACAAGAAAAUCAGUUUCAGUAUAAAAGAAGCUACAUUGAUUUGCAUUAGAAGUUUAAUUUUGAUUUCUAAUAAAUAUACAUUCCCAAU